Messenger RNA from Schistosoma curassoni, 369 nucleotides. Lineage: Eukaryota; Metazoa; Platyhelminthes; Trematoda; Strigeidida; Schistosomatidae. The record is from the annotation of a GenBank genome assembly.
UUGCAACUAAUUUGAAUGAGUUUCUACGUAACGUUUCGACAUAUCUCUGUCGUUGUCGCAUUGCUUCCAGUAAUUUCACUGAUAAUAUGUGUUCUUAGAUGUAUGACUACGAAUCCAUGUAGCUGGCUUGAUUGCACAGAUACCAAUUACUUACCGUCUCUAAGUGCUGCUACUGCUGGUAAUGGACCUCACAGAGUAAUAUGGAUAAUAUCAAUUCUAAUUAGUUCGAUUGGGCGGCUGAUACUUCUAUCAAACAGUUACAUAAAUUCCCGUAAAUUCUCAGGCGGAGAACAUAUGUGCAUUUCCAACUUGCUAUAUCUUUCAAGUUUUAUUGAAAUAUUUUCGCUCAAUAUGCUUAGCAUUGUUUCU